UAUUAUGUGCAACUACUUCAUACAAGCUAAAACAUGUAAAUUAAAUUAAUUAUAAUAUAAUAUAACAUAAUAUAUUUUAAUAAUUUUUCUAAUUUAAUUGAACUCACAAAGAGUUCAAAGUGUGAAGGAAGGAGGGGGCAGAGGGUUUAGAAAGAGGAGGAGAGAAAGGAGGAGGAGGAGGAGGAGGAAGAGGAGGAGUUGCAGAUGGAGGAAGAGGAGGCGUCCUGCUCGUCUCUGUCUGUCCAGAGGAGAGGAGCGGCCGCCAUGUUAACCAAGAAGCCCGGAGCCUCGGUCCUUCCGACGGGCAAAGUGGGCGAGCCGGUCUACUCUCCUGGUCACAGCGGCUCUCAGACAACGUCACCCGUCGCCCUGCCGCCACUUCGCAACAACAACCACAACCCCCUGACGGGAGGCUCUAAAGCCGCCAUGUCGGACGGCGUCCAGCUAUCGUCGCAGGUCCACGUCACCCAGCUGUACGAGGAGAACACCAACAAGCGUCCGGUCCUGACCUCCCAGCCCAACGGCCUGGCUCCUCUCAGCUCCACCCGGCCGGGCCUCCCGCUGCCGGACCGACAGACCUCGGCGCCGGAUCCCGCCCACCACUGCCGCCAGAGCAGCGCCGCCUCCAACAAGUCCACGGACACCAAGCCAAAGCCCACGCCCCUGUCCCCCGAUCAGGCCAUGAAGCAGUUCAUGUCCAAAUUGUCCUCGUUUGAGCAUCACGAGGUGUUCAACUACCCCGAGGUGUUUUUUGUUGGUCAGAAUGCAAAGAAGAGGUCAGGGGUCAUAGGUGGAGCCAACAACGGCGGCUAUGACGAUGAUCAGGGGUCCUACAUCCACGUCCCACAUGACCACAUCGCCUACCGCUACGAAGUCCUUAAGGUCAUCGGCAAGGGCAGCUUUGGACAGGUGGUGAAGGCCUACGACCACAAGUGUCAGACCCACGUAGCUCUGAAGAUGGUCCGCAACGAGAAGCGCUUCCACCGUCAGGCGGCCGAGGAGAUCCGCAUCCUGGAGCACCUGAGGAAGCAGGACAAGGACUCCAACAUGAACGUCAUCCACAUGCUGGAGAACUUCACCUUCCGGAACCACAUCUGCAUGACCUUCGAGCUGCUCAGCAUGAACCUGUACGAGCUCAUCAAGAAGAAUAAGUUCCAGGGCUUCAGCCUCCCGCUGGUCAGGAAGUUCGCCCACUCCAUCCUCCAGUGUCUGGACUCGCUGCACAAAAACCGCAUCAUCCACUGCGACCUCAAGCCUGAGAACAUUUUACUGAAGCAGCAGGGACGCAGCGGCAUCAAGGUCAUAGAUUUUGGUUCCAGCUGUUACGAACAUCAGAGAGUCUACACCUACAUUCAGUCCAGGUUCUACCGAGCGCCGGAGGUUAUUCUAGGCUCCAGGUAUGGGAUGCCAAUCGACAUGUGGUCUCUGGGCUGCAUCCUGGCCGAGCUGCUGACCGGUUACCCCCUGUUACCGGGUGAAGACGAAGCCGACCAGCUGGCCUGCAUAAUCGAACUACUGGGCAUGCCCAGUCAGAAGGUCCUCGACGCCUCCAAGCGCGCGAAAAACUUUGUGUCGUCCAAAGGCUACCCGCGGUACUGCACCGUCACCACUCUGCCCGACGGCACCACGGCGCUGAACGGCGGUCGGUCCCGUCGAGGAAAGGUGCGAGGCCCGCCAGGUAGCAAGGACUGGAGCGCGGCGCUGAAGGGCUGCGAAGACCCCCUCUUUCUGGACUUCCUCAAACAGUGUCUGGAGUGGGACCCGGCGCUCAGGAUGACACCGAGCCAGGCGCUGCGCCACCUGUGGCUGAGGAGGCGACUGCCCAAGCCGCCCACAGGAACCACCACGGGGGAAAAGACCUCCUCGUCCAAACGGGUUACCACCACCACCGAUGGCAGCAUCACCUCCAUCUCUAAACUAGCCACCACCUCCUCAACCACCACUUCCUCCUCCUCCAAAACUAGAACUAACUUAGCAGCAAUCACUGACGCCAACGGAAACAUCCAGCCUAGGACAGUACUGCCCAAACUGGUCAGUUGAGAUUGAAUGCACCCCACUUGCUGUGGCCGGAAAAUGAAGGCUGUGCUCGUGAGCAACCAGCUGGAACUGAAUAAAACUGGUUUGUCCAGUUUGGGAGAGCAUUUGUUGUUUUUUUCCAGCGUUGUUGGGGUGCGUUCAGGAUUAAUACAGCCAUGGAAACUUAAUGUUUUUAACGUUAAAACGUGCAGAGUGCCGCGGCUGGAAUAUAAGCCGAACUGAAGGAAACCUGAUUGGUAAAGUGGGGUGCGUUCAGACGCCUCAAAGUCUCAGUCCUGUCUGAAAAGACAAGUUUUACAUUUUUGAGCAGCAAGACAGGAAGCAGCCAUGUUUUUGAAGCGAGCGUGGCGCUGCUCAGACAAUCAGAACACGUCUCACCACUCUGUAGCUCCAUACUCACAUCAAACACAUCAAAAACAUGGUGCUGAUGGAGGGAACAAGGCUUCUUUUUUGAAUGAUUUUCGCACAGAAUCUAUUGAGCUUGAUUAAUUGAUUAUAAUCCAAAUACAUUGUAGGACUUUGGUGUUAUAAGGUUAUAUCUACAGACAUCUGACGUUUACCUGACGAUUAGGUCUGAUAUGUCCUUAUAAUGCUAAAGCUACUAAUGUGCAGCAUCUUUGUUUCAUCUCUAUGAAACGACUAAACUUUGAGUUGCAUUUCAGUUUGUGGGACGUUGGUGGGCAUUUGUCAAUAUUUCUGACUUGAAUAACACAAUCAAAGAUCCCAGAACCCCUACUGAACCAUCUACCUGUUAGCUGGCUAACCUCCUUAGCUAGCUUUUGUUUUACAGUGUGUGGCUAGCCUUUGCUGUCAUGCUAGCAUAGUGCCUGUCAGCUGGCUAAUUGUUAAGUGGCACUGGUUAGACAGCUAUUUGUUUGUGUUUAGCUGUCCUAUUUCUACCUGUAUACCAUGUAACUGGCUAGCAGUUAGCCUAGCAAUCUUUUGUAUCAGUCAGCUAGCUACAGCUGGCUCACUGUUUGCCUUUUUUGGCAGUCUGGUGGCUAGCCUUAGCCUCUUUUAGCCAUAGCUUUGUUAGCUCUCCACUGCCCAGCCUUACAAAGCACAGACAGAAUGACAAAAUGAUUUUAGUUUCUUCAGUCUAGCGUUUUAACAUUUUUAUUUUUGUGUUUUUAGGGUUAGUUGAGCAACUAAACAGAUGAAGGACACAAGAUAUCCGAAAAGAAGGAUGUUUGAGAUAACAAGCACCAUUUUGUUCCCUUUUAAAUGCACAAAAUCGAAUUAUUAAGGACACAAAAUGGCCAUUAAAGGAGCAGUGAACACAGAGAAGGUCGACUGAAGGUGGUUUUAUGGACAAGUUAUAAAUGACAUUAAAAUCAAAGGGCUCUGAAAUUAUAAAAGAAAAAAAAAAAACAGCCACUUGAACAACACUUUUCAUCCAAACAGCAAACACUGCUGAGACUAAUUCAAUUCCAGACACCAGAAUAACGUCACUAAAUGAAGGAAUAUUUUGUUUUGGUCUUCGUUAAAUUUAGAAGACAAACAGCUGGAUGUUUUUUUUUUAACUUCAGGCUUUUAUUAAAAGACAAUUUUAGGAGCUCAGCUGUUACCAAGUCGAUAUAUAAAAACAUUUCUGUGCUAAUUUGGGACAUAUGCAUGGUUGAGAUUUGUAGGGUAGGGUUCAUGUAGUCAGCCAGUGAAUUCGUGGUUGUUUGAAAUCAGUUCAACGUUAAAAGUUAGAUCUAACCGUCUCCAUUGGGUUGAAAGAGAUUUUAACAGGUUGUCUUUCCUCCUACUGCCGAAAAACAAUGGAUUAAUCCUAGAAGGGGCUUUUUAGUAACACCAGCAACUGUACAGCCAAUGAGAAUUUGGUUGGAUCAAAGUGUAUCGAGAUAUAGAUAUCUAGAUAGGUAUUUUGGAGAUGUACACAUAAUCUCCAGUUUUAAUCCAAGUUCUUCCUCAAAACACUAAAACCUUCUCAAACAAUUAAGGCUCUAAAAAGACUAAGAAUAUCACUUAACGGGCUCAGUCUCACCAGUUUGUUGGGCUAGUUGCUAUUUAUGAGAAAUAAAAAAAAUACUUGUACUUGCUGCUGUUACCUCAAUAGUAAAUCAACAAAUGGUGGCACCAGUUCUCCAGUCGCAUUCUAUUACACUUUCAGGACAAGAGGUUUUAAACAAUGUCAAUUAAUUGGCUUUUACACCAUUAAAUCAAAAAUAAGAUCCGUUUUCCCCAAUUUGAAAGUUAACACGACCAAAUUGAGUUUAUUUAAGAUAAGCAUUGGCUUAUUUACUUAUCAUGUUAGAACUAAAAGGCUUUUUAUGUUUAGCUGAAGAAGCUAAUGGGCUGUUUCAGAAUUUGAUCACUUCCUGGUGUGACUGAGCUCCUCUCACCAUUCAAUUAUUUAUUCGUUAUCAAACUAUUCCAGAGCUGAAUUAUAGAGAAUAGCUACGAUGGUGUGUAGAAGAAGUAGUUUGAAAAUCUGUGAUCGAACUGAUUCAGUAUUGGGAGGCGGAUCCAUCGGUGUGAUCAGGGAGGAGCUGGGGUUUGUCAGACGGGUUGUGAGAAGAUGCUUUUUAUUUAUUUGCUACACUUUAAUAUUUAUUAAUCUAAGCUACAUAUUUACUACGAUGUGCAGUUCAUACUGUAUACUUGAACGUGUGUGUGUUGUAUGUCGCAGUGUGUGUGUGUGCAAUGUGGACGUCAUGAGAGGUUUUCUUAGAGCUUUCUUUCCCCCCUUCACGAAUCAAACACGCAUAUUUAUACAAAAAAGACACAAAAACUGAAUCUGAACGCACUCUGAAAAUGGAGUCCUGUUAGGGAGGAGGAGGAUGGAGGAUGGAGGAGGACGAUGGGGACGCAAUGUAGCGCGGAACUAAACGACGGGCAGAAGGAACUGAGGAUGAUGAUGAUGACACUACCUGCUCCGCCCAUCUCAGGGGAAGCCCCGCCCCCCUCAAAGGAGGAGGAAGUGGAAAUGGGGAAGGGGAGGUCCUCUCUGAUGUUUUUUUGUUUUUUGUCUGAGGAUUUGAUUGGUUUGGUUGUUUGUUUUUUAAUUUUUUAAAGCAUUUUUUUAGUGAGACAGAGCUGAGAGUCGUAACUUUGUGCCUUCAGUAUCUCAUCGCCAUGCCACGCCCACCCAACACACACACACACACACACACACACACACAUUUAAGUGGCAAAAGAUGCCACAGUAACUUCACUUCAUAUAUUUAAGUGUUAGGAAGUCAUUUUUUUAUCCUCUGGUGCAGUUAAACGCCCCCAAACACCGGAACCCGUGUUAACCUUUGACCUCAAACCUCAAACCUAGCUGUAGAGGAUCCAAACUCUAGUUUCAAUAAAACUAAAUGUACACUCGGAUAUUGAACGUAGCCACUAAAAGGUUUUUUUUGCAUCAUUCAGAAUUUCUUUACAUUUCUGCUUAAAAAUGACUCAAAACAUCAGCAGAAUUUCUCAAAGGCUCUGAAAGUAAAACAAAGAGAACCCAAUCAAACACAUGGAACAGAGACACUACACUUAUUUAUCCACAAUAACAUAGGCAAUGUUACACGAGUUAAUUUUGAGGCUGAAAUUGGAGUCAUAUCUGUUGUAGACAGUGUAAUGAGACUCAGGUGUUGUUUAGUUUUGCACAAAUAGAGGACGACUGUUACUCUUUAUUUAUGUUCAGGAAGUCAAAGUCCAGACUUUUAUCCAAUAGAGAUGUUGUGGAAGGACCUGAAGCAUCAAUUCAUGUGAGGAACCAACAUCUCAGCAACUGAUCAACAGUUACCAGAAACAUUUAGUUACAAGGAGCUCACAGCAGAUACUGGAAACAAUGGUCAACUUACUCACAGAUGUGUAAUAUUGGCUCAUUUUAUAAAAUAUUUAAUUCGUUUGAUGUGGUUCUCUUUUUGUACCAUUUUGAGUCAUUUUUUUCUGUAGAAAUCCAAAAAUUCUUGGUGAUUGCAAAGAAAUCUCAAGCGUCGCUGUGUUUAGGUGCUUCCACCAACGUAGGACCAAUUCGGUUGGGUUUCCUCAGUCAUACAGCUCAGAUUUUAUAUCCAAAAAGAGUUUAAAAAGGCAACUGGACUUGUCUAGUUUAGAGAAGACGUUUGAGCCCCCCCGCCCUCAACUACAGGUCAGUAUCUGGCCAUUAAUGGAAUUUAAUUGCACCAGUUUCAGAUGGUUUUACCAACAGAGUUUCCAAAACCUUGAACUUCCCUCCAGUCCCUUAGAACUGAAGAAGCUUCUAAGAUGAAACGUCCAGUUGCUUUUUUCUUUUUUAAACUCUUUUUGGAUACUUCCUGAACCUGAUUUAUAGUAAAUACAUUUGGAACCUAUUUUUAAUUUUUAAUUCAUUCAUUCACUCCCUUCCAGUUCAGCUCCAUCCAUUUUGUUGUUCUUUUUCCGAUGCAUCGACCACCGACUGUAGCUUUAAACUGAUCAGCACUGACAUCUACACAUAUCGGUUUGUGUCCAUUUCUGUGUGUGUGUUUGUGUGUCAUAAACAGGGGGGUGUUGUGUAACGUGGCUGCACAAUGUACAGACACAUAUCAGCCAACUGCCGCCUUGGGCCAGACGCCUGAUAGCGACAGGGCUAAGCUAACACUAGCCGUUUGACUGCUAGCGUCCCGGCGCUAGCUACUGCACUGAUGUUUGUUUUCUCUACGGUGAAGCUAACACUAGCCUCCUGCUAAAUGAAUGCCAGUAGCCAAUAGCAAGUUCAUACCUGCUAGCUACAGUUGUGCUGAGCUCCUCGCAGUUCACGUGCGCUGUUAGCUUUAGCGGUAAUGUGGUUUUGAAGCGUUCUUUUUUCAUAUUGGUACCUCAGAUUGCUCAGUUAUUAUUAUUAACUGUUGUCAUAGUUGUGACUAAAGUCGUAAUGUAUACUACUGCGCAGGGCUACGCUAGGACCUUAUGCCAGUAUGAGACAUUUACACUUGUACCUCGUCAGUCUGGUUCGCUCUGUAACAACUCCACCCAAACACUAGCCGGCGUGGUGUCUUUUUUUGCCAUUCACGUUCAUUUUUGUUUCUUCUUCCUGCUUCACUUUUAGCAAAAGUGACUGAAACUUUCGCCGAAAAUUUACUUUACAGAUUCUUUACUGAUUCAAAACAAUCAAUGUGAAAAUUGCAAAGAUAGAGAAGCAGCGGAAAAAUUAAAGAGGAAACGCGCUAGUAUCAAGCGGACCAAUCAGUGCACAGUAGUUCCUAUAUCCUACACAGAUAUUGACAUGAUCGAUAUUUUGAUGUCUAGAUCCGAAGGAUCGAUAUAUCGAUAUAUCGUGAUCCACAUCCCGACCGUGCAGCGCCUUAACACAUUCAGCGCAGUAGUAUAAAUUACGCGUAACACCCAGGGCAUUUGGUUGAAUCUACCAAAGUGCAUUCCUUUUACAAAGCUAGCCAAGAGCUAGCGGCUGAAACAGACACACAAGUAGACGGAAAAUACAAGAGAACGCAAAGAGCAAGUGAACAGGAAGGCGAUCGUGGGAGAAGCAGCAGAUGCCUUUCAGACGUGGAGGAGGGAAACAGAACACGUGAUGAUUAUGAUGAUGUUGUGUUUUUUUUAAAAAAAGGUUUGCAGCAGGAACAUAACGUCUGGUUUUAACUGACCUCUCGGUAGCAUUCAGAAAAAAAAAAAGCGAUUUUCAUGUGUGAGAACGGCUGUAGCCUAGCUAGUCGGUUAGCCUACUAGCUCACUCAGCUUCCCCCGGGAGGUCUCUGCAGCCAGGGGUUAGCAGCUGUUAGCAUUAGCAUUUCUGUGAUGUUUUUGCCAGCUGGGUGUCAUUGUGGAUUUUAUCUGUAAAUAAUGUGCAAAGUGUUUGAAUAAUACUUUUUUUGGGGGGGUUGGGGGGGGGGGGGUGCUGUGCCACGUUGAGGCCAGUUUUACAACGUACUGUAUCUACUGUACAGAACACAGAAGUUGACACUUUUCUAGUGAGCCUUUGUUAAGAUUUAUUGUGGUGGAAAAAUAUUAUUAAUAAAACAGUUUUAUUGUUCA
Molecule: messenger RNA, 7977 nt
Organism: Mugil cephalus (flathead mullet)
Lineage: Eukaryota; Metazoa; Chordata; Actinopteri; Mugiliformes; Mugilidae
Gene: dyrk2
Product: dual-specificity tyrosine-(Y)-phosphorylation regulated kinase 2
Exons: 7
Coding region: 205-2040 (611 amino acids)
Biological process (GO): peptidyl-serine phosphorylation; peptidyl-threonine phosphorylation
Cellular component (GO): nucleus
Molecular function (GO): protein serine/threonine kinase activity; ATP binding; protein serine/threonine/tyrosine kinase activity
Source: RefSeq, a predicted model, not a curated record